UUAUAAUAUCACAUUCCAUGAUUUUAGUUUAAAUGAAAACAGAAUAAUUUUGUGAUAGAUAUUUUUUAAGUAAUAUCUAUUUAAUAGACUUAAAAGAUGAGUUUCAGUAAUACUAUGCCGAGAAUAAGAGGUUCAACAACUGUGGCUAAAAAUUCUAAUGCUUUCACAUUUAGAAACCAGAAUAUUCCUCGUAUGCAAUCUCGUUUCAUGUCUCCAAUGCCAACUUUGAGGAAUUCUGGAAUUCCCAAUGGACUGAAAACUCCCAUUAUAUCCAAUCAAGCACUAUUUGGUAUAAACGAGGAUGAAAGUUAUGGAUCUGGCUUUGAAAUGAUGGAUAACGAAUCAUGGGCCGCCGAGGAGUUUUUUGAAACGAAUGAAAACAUUUUAGGAUCCAGAAAAGUUCUGCAAGAAAAACGAAAAAAUGAUUUUCCAUAUCCAACGGAUGUAAUUCGUGAAGGAAAGAGUUUUGUUAAUGAUCCUUACAGCGCCUACAAGAGAAAUCAGCCUGCAAAAUUUGUAAACGAGCAGAUUAAUACAACUCCGUUAAGACAGACGAUUUUAUCCGCAGAAACAGCCAACGGAUUCGGUUACAAAAUAAAUGAAAAAGAAAAGAUUUCCAAUGUUAUUCAGGAAAAUACACCAAAAUGGAGUCCUGCAAUGGUGAAACCUAAACCUACCGUUGGACCUCCAAAACCAUGUCCAAAAUGGAGUCCUACAAUGGUCAAACCUAAAACUGCUGUUGAUAAGGAACCGGACUUUCCGAGGAUUAUAUCUGUGACUGUUGAUAAAUUUUUAUCCAGUCCAAAAACAUUCGGAUGUGAAAAGGUCAUAUUCGAGCUGUUUGGUAUUUUAGAACGUACUUGCGAUAUUCCACAACCAAAGGCAACGAAAAUUCAACUAAAAAGCCAGAAGACCAAGAAUCGAGUUACUUGCACAUUUUAUGCCAUAGAUCGCUCUCUACCAAAACUUUUACCUGGACAAUGGCAUCGAUGUAUAAUACUUGUAAGAAGUAACGGUGAUAAUCAGUGCUUGACAAUUCGAUCCGCCACUGUGAAUGAAUUGAAAUAUUUGGAUAAGUUAGUAGCCACAAGUAGCAAAUCAUUGGCCAUGUUUCUGAAGUCACAAAGUGAAUAGUAGAAUUUGAUGCCUUGAACAUGUAUGCUUAAGCAGUCUGAAGUAUCUGUUCUUCCUAACGUAACCAAUUUCUUGCACAUCAAGAACAUAUACAAUUUUCUUUAUUUUCUUUCUUUAUAUCUGAGUAUUUUGUUUUCCAUUAAUAAAUGUUUACCUUCACU
Messenger RNA from Parasteatoda tepidariorum (common house spider), 1295 nucleotides. RefSeq lists its product as uncharacterized. The record is from RefSeq and is a predicted model, not a curated record. NCBI's taxonomy places the organism in Eukaryota, Metazoa, Arthropoda, Arachnida, Araneae, Theridiidae. Gene Ontology annotation, biological process: gamete generation; homologous chromosome pairing at meiosis; meiotic DNA repair synthesis.